CCCUCUUCAACUGAUCAUGUCGAUCGAAGAAGAAUCAAUGGAAAUCACACAGAUAUCGCAUCCACUCACCAAGAAGGAAGCAGAGAACAACAUCACAGUGGCAUCCGAAGGACCACCAAGCAAGAGUGACAAUGUAUCCCAGGAAAUCAAAAACCAGCCAUCGAAGCUAUCGACCAUCCUCAUGAUCAUCUUCUCAGCCCUCGCGAUCGGAUCCGACGGUUUCAACGCCUCAAUCAUCGGUAACGUCGAACUAGUUAUGGAAGUAAUUUAUCCAAACUCCCUCACCACGUCAAUCGCCUCACGGCUAUCCAAUUCUUUCUUGGUAGGUAUGAUAUUUGGGAUGCUUUCGUUCGGAUACAUCUCAGACAGAGUGGGACGCAGGGCUGGCGCGGUACUGACGACUUCGAUUCUGGUCGUUGGAAUAGCGUUGAGUGCUGGUGCUAGCGGCGUAACGCAGAAGGGCAUGUUCUGGAUGUUGAUUGUUGCACGAGGAAUUGCUGGAGUGGGGGCUGGAGGAGAAUACCCCGUAGCAGGCGCCGGUGCCGCAGAAGCGACUGACGAAGAAUCCAAGACCCGCAAUCGCAGAGGAAUCAUCAUGGCCAUAAUCUCAGAUGCAGGAUCAUCUCUGGGCUGGGCAUUCGGAGCCCUCAUACCUCUCAUCUUGCUACUUUGCUAUCACCAGGAAAUAAAGCACUACAAUGCCGUAUGGCGCAUCUCUCUAGCUACAGGCGUCAUACCACCUCUAUCCAUCUUCUGGUUCCGAUACAAGAUGAUGGCCAGUUCGGUUGAGAGGAAAAGCUCUAUGAGAAAACAAAGAGUACCGUAUCUACUAGCGGUGAAGAAGUACUGGCGACCUAUGUUGGGAUGUUGUGCGUCUUGGUUUCUAUAUAACUGGAUAGCCUACCCCUUCGGACUAUUCUCUUCCACGAUCCUGGAUCGGGUAAACCCCUCAUCCUCUCUUGUCCUUAAUAUGGCCUGGGGGACGAUCAUAAAUUGCUUCUACAUCCCCGGUGCGUUCAUUGGCGGUCUCAUCUCCGAUCGAAUUGGCCGACGAAAGACCAUGGCCUUAGGCUACACCCUCCAAGCUCUUCUAGGUUUCAUCUUGGGAGGAGCAUUAGGACCAAUCGAGACAAUACUUCCUCUCUUUAUCGUUCUAUAUGGAAUCUUUCUUACGUUGGGUGAAGUUGGGCCUGGAGCUACCAUCGUUGUGACUACGACGGAGAGUUUUCCAACUGCUCUUCGUGGUCAUGGGGUAGGUUUCGCUGCGGCGUGGAGCAAAGCUGGUGCUGCUAUCGGAACGCAGGUUUUCAAACCGAUUCUGGCUAGCUGGGGCGAUGAUUCUCUUCGCGGGACUCAGGCUGUGUUCUUGAUUGGAUCGGGAUUUGCGGUUUUAGGUGCGCUGAUAGCUUGGUUUGUGAUUCCAGAUUUGGAUAAUCGUCUGGGAAAUGUAGAUGAGGAAUGGAAGGAGUACCUGAGGGCUAACGGCUACGAUAAUAUCCAAUGGGGCGAUGGAAAGACGAAUGACCAAUCUACGGAGAAGGGUGUUUCAUGUUAG
This is a messenger RNA of Paecilomyces variotii, 1555 nucleotides long. RefSeq names its product major facilitator superfamily domain-containing protein. The transcript is spliced from 3 exons. The coding region runs from base 17 to 1555 and encodes 512 amino acids. Gene Ontology annotation, molecular function: carboxylic acid transmembrane transporter activity. Gene Ontology annotation, biological process: transmembrane transport; carboxylic acid transport. Gene Ontology annotation, cellular component: plasma membrane. NCBI's taxonomy places the organism in Eukaryota, Fungi, Ascomycota, Eurotiomycetes, Eurotiales, Thermoascaceae. The record is from RefSeq and is a predicted model, not a curated record.